AUGCAGCGCUCAGCUGUCUUUGUUAUGCUCACUUUCGCAGCUGGCGUUCUCGGCGUCACCUUUCCCGACCCUUUUUUCCAGCAUUUUGGCGAAAAAUUCGAGGAGAAAAAAAAAGCGCAUCCGUUCGGUCACCACCACAAAGAGCCGCCCGCCCCCCCUCAGCCCCCUAUUAUCCUAACGUAUUUCAACGCUAUCUGCACCGACGGGCAUCUUGCUAACCAAGCCCGUGCCCAGCUCGUCUACAACCAUAACGCAACCGUCAACGCUUGUGAAGCCUACUCCAAACGCACAGAGGAAAACCCUUGCCCAAACUGCCAGAUGAUCAUGGAUUGGCAGGGCAUCCCCAUGUGCCACUCCCAGUCCCAAUGCAUUAGAGAAGCCGAGAUGACUGCCUACUGCCUGCAAUUUGGUGCCAAUUAUGCUACUCUUUAA
Molecule: messenger RNA, 432 nt
Organism: Drepanopeziza brunnea f. sp. 'multigermtubi' MB_m1
Lineage: Eukaryota; Fungi; Ascomycota; Leotiomycetes; Helotiales; Drepanopezizaceae
Source: RefSeq, a predicted model, not a curated record